UCGAGCCUAAGAUAAUGCACUUGGCUUAAUUUUAAAGAUCAACUGGUAAUCGUAGCCGUCCGCCACGCCCUCGCGUUGUGAAGCUCAUAUAAAAGCUCCUAGCGAAGUGGACGGGUAUCAGUCAACGAGUGGAAAACCUCAAUCUAUCGCAAUGGCCGCUAAGUUCGUCGUAGUUCUCGCCCUUGUGGCUGCAGCUCAAUGCUCCGUGGUGCCAGUGGCGCGAGUAGACGCCGACUACACCAGCUUCGCAUACGACGUGGCCGACCCCAACACCGGCGACUUCAAGAGCCAGGUGGAGACCCGCGUGGGCGGCAACGUGGCCGGCCAGUACUCCCUGCUCGACGCCGACGGCACCAAGCGCACUGUGGACUACACCGCUGACGACGUCAACGGAUUCAACGCCGUGGUGCGCAAGGACCCCGCUGUUGUCGCUGCUGCCCCUGCUGUAGUAGCUGCCCCCGCUGUAGUGGCUGCCCGCACCGUGGCUGCUCCCGCAGCUGUCGUCGCCGCUGCUCCUGCAGUUGUCGCUGCUCGCACCGUCGCCGCUCCCGCAGUAGUUACACGUACUUUUGCCGCUGCCCCCGCGUACUACGCUGCCCGCUCUUACGCCGCUCCUGCCGUCUAUGCUGCCAGCGCUCCUGUUGUGGCCGCGCGCACCGUUGCUGCUCCCGUCGCUUACACCACCGGUGCCCGCCUGGCCUACAGCGCUGGUACCCCAGUAGCCUACACAGCCGGUGCUCCAGUAGCGUACGCCGCUGGUGCGCGUUUCGUCGCUCCCUCUGUGUACGCCGCCCGUGUGGCUGCCGCCCCCGCGGUGUACUCCGGCGCCGCCUACUACGGAUCUCCUCUGACCUAUGCCGCCUACUCCGCUCCAGUCUCGUACUGGUAAACGCGAUAGCCUUUUAUGGCUCCACUGCGAUUGACUUCGACUUGUUCGAUUAUAUUGAACGACAUGUAAAUAUUGUUGCUAGUUUGUACAAUGUACAUACAUCCAUGUAUAAAAUAAACCGAAUAUUUUAAAGUGA
Spodoptera frugiperda (fall armyworm) is the source of this 1025-nucleotide messenger RNA. RefSeq names its product cuticle protein 16.5-like. Bases 152 to 889 code for a protein of 245 amino acids. The transcript has 2 exons. Gene Ontology annotation, cellular component: extracellular matrix. Lineage: Eukaryota; Metazoa; Arthropoda; Insecta; Lepidoptera; Noctuidae. The record is from RefSeq and is a predicted model, not a curated record.